Molecule: messenger RNA, 15444 nt
Organism: Podarcis lilfordi (Lilford's wall lizard)
Lineage: Eukaryota; Metazoa; Chordata; Lepidosauria; Squamata; Lacertidae
Source: the annotation of a GenBank genome assembly
CCGGCCCAGCCACCGACCACCCCGCCCGCCCGCUGCCCCGAAAGCUCUCCCGCCUCGCUGCUCCUCAGGCCCCGGCCGCCCCCGCCAGCGACGACGACGACGACGACGACGCCACCUCCUCCCACUCCAUGGCCGCCGCUUACCCGGCUGCCGUCGCUGCUGCUGCUGCUGCUGCUGCCGCCGCCGCCGCUGCAUUGUGGGAAGCGGCCGCCUGAGCCGGACCCACCUCGCUCGCUCGCUCGCUCGCUCGCCGCCGCCGCCGCCGCCUGCAUCAGCCGCCCGCCGCCAUGGGCGCCGUCACCGAUGGUAAGAGGCUGGAUGGCUGGCCGAGCGACCCCGCGGCGUUGGCCCGGCACCGGGGGCGGCCUCUUCGCGGUCCUCUCCCCCGCGGCGCUGCCGCCUCGGACGGGCCCUGUCGCCACCGCCGCCGCACUCGCUUUCCCCAGGCCUUCGCAACCCGGCUUCCCUCAGCCGCCGCCGCCGCUCCUCCCUGCCCGCCCAAGAAGCCCGAUCUCGCCCACCAGCCUCGUUUUCUGCUCCUGAGCAAGGGGCCUCGCGAAGCCUUUAUUUCACGUGCGCGGGAUCCUCCCCUUCCCCCAAAUAAUAAUAAUAAUAAUAAUAAUAAUAAUAAUAAUAAUAAUAUAAUGCCGGUUCCUCUCACUCUCCCCCCUGAUCACAUUUUAAAUCCCCAUCUGCCCCCGCCUCAGCCUCUUCUCCCUCAACCCAACCCAGCCUUCCCUCUUGAAGAUGCAUGGAGCUGGUGGGCGAGUUUGCCUACAACUGAGCACAUGGCGACCGUCAGGUGCUGCCAAUCCAAGAUAAAUUUUGGGAGACCCGAUGGGCGGCUGCUCUUGCGCGGGGAAGACUUGCAUCUUUCAACACUGCAUCUUGCCAUUAUGCCCCCACCCCCAGGGCGGGAAGCCCUUGGUGAGAGAGGGGCACAGAGUGGGAAAGGGGUGAGGGCGCAGAGGGAGAAUAUGGGGGAAGAUGCUUAACUGUGUGUAUUGUUGUGUUUUAGGAUCUAGAGAUCUCGCCUUCUGAGAAAUUAGGAACUGGAAUUUUUUGCGUAGGUCUGUGUGGAUUGCGUCCUCACAUGGCAAAUGCUAAAAACGUGUGUGUAUGGCUCAAGGGGCACGCUGUGAGCCGCAGAUAAUGACGCUUUUCUGUAACAGGGCCUCUUGCCCCACAUCUUGUGUUUGCGUCCCAUGGCAGUGAUUUAAAAGAAUGGUUAGUUCUGAGAGAUGGUGCAUUGUGUCCCCACCCCCAGCUCAGUUCCAGGUUUUGUAUGAAUGUAUGUAUGUUUGUUUUUGUAACAUAGCCUUCUUCCUCUUUUAUAGCCUCCCCCUUUGAUGUAUUUUUCACAACAAAGUCAGUAAUGAUAAGCUCACGACCUGACGCUGUGGCCAUUUAGCUAUCCUCAUUAUAUACAGCGUACCUCCUGUUGUUCACACACUCUCUGGCUUCAGAACUUAUUUCUGUGGUGAUAUAAACCUUUCUUGACCAUUUCCCCUCUUAAUUCCGCCUUCAUAAGUUUGUUUAUACCUGUAAUGAUGAUAAAAGUUUUCUUUGCAUUAGAAAAAAACCCCUAUUAAUUUAUAAUAUACUGCCACAUUUGUGUGAAUCUCAGGCUAUAAUCCUGUACCCACUUACAUGGGAAUAGGCCCCAUUCAAAUCACUAGGUCUUAUUUCUGAGUUCACAUGUGUAGGAUUGUGUUGAAAUACCUCAUCUGUGUUGCUUGAAAUCCAUCCAUGAAUUGUCUCUCAGGACUAAACACUGUAUGAAAUCUACUACUGUAUGAAAUCAACUACUAAUUAAAUAGUCGAGUGUAAUCCUAUGGGAUGGCACUUCGGAUAACAAAAUAUACUUACAGACCCCCUCACCCUAAUACAUACUUUCACUAAGUAAACCCACUGGAACCAGAAUUUACUUUUAAGUAAACAGUUUUAGGAUUUGGGCAGUUGCCUUAUCAAAUGGCUGCUUUCUGUGACAAUAACCAACAUAUCAUUGUUGCUCAUUUUAAAUUAUUGCUUCUGCCUUAGAUGAAGUUAUUCGCAAACGACUAUUGAUUGACGGAGAUGGUGCUGGCGACGACAGACGAAUUAAUUUGUUGGUGAAGAGUUUCAUCAAGUGGUGCAACUCCGGAUCUCAUGAAGAAGGGUAUUUCUGUCUUACCUAUAAAAUAGAAAGUGGGAGUAGGUCAUCAAACACCAGUUCUGCAUAAAUAAAAGCUUUUAGUUUUAAUAUCAUGUGGGAAUUGUGUCCAGUGGCAGAUGUUAGUAACAACAUUAUAUAGUCGUACCUUGGAUCCCAAACAUUUUGGCUCCCAAAUGCCGCAAACUCGGAAGUGAGUGUUACAGUUUGCGAACGUUCGUUGGAACCCGAACGUCCGAUGUGGCUUCCGCAGCUUCCAAUUGGCUGCAGGAGCUUCCUGAAGCCAAUCAGAAGCUGCACCUUGGUUUCCAAACGUUUUGGAAGUCGAAUGGACUUCCAGAACGGAUUCCGUUUGACUUCCAAGGUACGACUGCAUCCAAAUUUCAGAGUUUAAAUAUUUGUUUUCCCAAAAGGCACUUUCAAACAGUCUAAAUACUAUAGUGAAGUGUAAACAAUUAAAAUCUAGCUAUGAUACAUCAGUUCUUUAAUUACUUGUCAAUUUCAAGUAUAUUCUGUUGAACACCCACUCUAAUAGUGGGAAUGUUUUUGGCAGCUGGGUUUUAUAGCAGCUGGUGAUCAGUAUUAAAUGGGCGAAAUCGUUUGCCCUGGGAAGGUGUAUUGAUCAACUGACCUUAAACAAAACACUGAGAGUCUUCAAACACAAUCCUUUUAGUAAAGUAAAUGCAUAGCUGUGUUGUGUGCAGUCCAGAUGACUUCCUUCAGAGCUGUGCUUUUGCUGCAGGCCUACCACAUUCCUCACAUUAGGCUUGCUUGAUUUUAUUAUUAUUUAGGAAAAUGCAAUUCUGCCUCCAGAUAAUGGAGUUGCCAUGCGGAAUGUUGGCUGUUGUGAGUGUUGCAGGCACCUUGAGUACUGAAUGUAACAUCAAUGCUACAAUGUAAUACAAAUGUUGAUUGUACAAUAUUGUCAUUGGGUGACACUUGGGAGAUUAAAACUUUUUCUUUCUUAACGCUUUGAGGAGCAGCCUACAGCAAGAUCUGCCAGGAUGAGCGGGUUAGGAUCCAGCGGAUCUCUAGCUGAGCUGCGACAUUUCUUGCACGGUCAGGCUAUGCCCUCUUAACUCCCUCAUCCAGGCUAAAUUAAGCUGGCAAAAGGGUAGUGUACCUACAAGGCUUGUUUUUCCUUUGCCAGGCUCAAACCAGCUCAGCCAGCAGGAGGCCUGCUGCUGAAAGGAGUUUGGUAUAACUUUAUAUCAGCUUAAUUUGCACCAAUUUGCUUCAUGCCAGUUUCUUGUGUAUAGGAUUGCUCCCUUAAAGUGUUUCCCUGUUACACAGGAACACUCACUUAGCUUUGUUUUUUGUGUUUGUUUUUUGUAAAGGCAAACAGCAUCAAGGAUACACACUCAUGCUCCUUUAAAGCAAGCCUUUGUGUUCUUUUUAUCCCGUUUAUACAGCUCUUGAAGGCUGUAUGUUCUUUCUGUUUCGCACUGGAGUUCAUCUCUUCUUUCAAGAAAAAGUGAAUGACAGGAUAACUUUUCCCAGUGCCACUAUCUGUGCCAUCCAUUCCAUGUGGGUUGGAUGUGGCAUUAUUGCUUUCAAACAGGAACUUCCAAGGCUAUCACUCAGUUGAUAAAAUGUGAUGGGGCAGGCAGGCAACACUGGUCUGAAACAAGCUUUGCUUGAAAUGGAAUGGUUUUAUCAGAAAAAGUAUUUCUAAACUGGACUAUAGCAAUUUUUCCAAAGUGCAACGAAGUACCAGACUUUUGUGGGAAAAGGAUGUGUGGAAGGAUAUUCUGAUUCUGGAUUGAUCUCCCCUUAGAGGUGUGAUGGUCUCCCAUGUUGUUGGGUUACAGAUGCCAAGGGGAAACAUUUCUCUUUGUCAAGGCCUUCAUGCUUUGAUAAAUAAGAGGUGUCCGCUGCAUCAGCAAUGUGUGCAUUCUGUUUUAAUUUGUUUGUUGCCUUUUUUAGUGUAUAUAUGUUUUUUGUUUAGUUGAAUUUUGUUCAUAUGUUUGGUGUGCAGUGCCCUGGACUCUUUCUGGUGAAUUGUGAUCCAUACAUAAGUAAUAGAUAUAGUACAAAGGGCAAAGGACACGAUAGUAUGUAAAAUUAAUUUUAGUCAUUAUUAUUUAUCAUUGAUGAAUGCUUCCACAAGCCCAAGGAUUCUGGAUCAGGAAGUUGUAUUCACACUUCUAGAAGUACAAGCGGUGCAAAUCCAUUUAGAAUUAGAAGUAUAAACAUCUUAGGUCUGUCAAGUGAUGUAGUGAGCUUUUUGUUGCUGAUUUCUCAUCCAGAUUUUAAUCACUUGCACUAUUCAAUUUAAAUACAUUUGCAUUUCACACAGUGCUCAAGGACUGCUAUCAUCUUUUUGUUAGCUCUACUUAUUUCCCUUAAGAUUGAGAUUCUAGGAGCAUUUAAACCUCAGACUAUUUACUGUGGCUCCAUUUAUGUCUGAAGUAAACAGUUUAAGGUAUACAGUUUGAUUACCGUAAAAAUCAGCUUUCCUUGCUAUUUUGAAGCUGAUACUAGCAGCAAUUAGGGAACUUAGUUAGAAAUGUGGAUUCCCCCCUCCCCCCCCAUAACAGACUGAUGUUGGGGGUGCUGCUUCACAUUGUUUAAAGUAAUACAUUUAUAGCACCUGCUCUGGGCUUUUCAAUAACUAAGGCCUCAACCUUAACCGUACAUACUCUGAAGUACAUCCUGUAGAAUUCAAUGGGGCUUACUAGCAGGUAAGUGGGGUUAAGUUUGUCUCCUCAGCCUCAUCCCACCCUUUUAGAACAGAACCAAUGGCUGCAUCUUACCUUUGUGUAAACUUUAGUCUAAAGGAUUACACAGAAGAAUACUGUGCAAUGCCUGUUUUACCCUUAUUAAUAGCCAACACAAUGAUUUAGGCAGCUGCUUUACGUCUUCUUGGCAUCCCCCUCCUCCUGAUUAUUCUACAUUGCUCAGAUGUUGGUUAAAGGAAGCCUACCUCCUCCUUUUGUAUGCAUUCCCUCCUUGCAACUAAUUGAUAUCAGUUAACCUGUGCAUUUACAGAAUGACAAUUUGAUAGCUGUAAUAAUAGACACAUAUUAGGAGUGUAAGGGAUCAGCUUUACAACAAAUGUUCUUUUUAUAUAUAGUGACUCUAUUAUGGUGAUUAUAAAUGCCAGAAAAACACCACUAAGAGCAGGUAGCUUUGAAAGUAGCUGUGGGAGCCCUUAAAUACACACAAAAAAAAUAAUUUGUAUUGAUUUGCAUCAGGCUUCAAUUCAGCAUUGAGCUCCCGAGAAUCAUUGUAUGUCCAUGAGAUAUUAAAUUAUUGAAUUCAUAAUACCUUUUCAGCUACACCCAGUACCAACGCAUGCUGAGCACUCUGUCACAGUGUGAAUUUUCAAUGGGAAAAACCUUGCUUGUAUAUGAUAUGAACCUCAGAGAAAUGGAGAACUACGAAAAAAUCUACAAAGAUAUAGGUAAAUACUGGAUUUCCGACUGAAUAUUGUCGUCAUACAAUAAACAAUGGUGAUAUAAUUGUUUUAUAUAAUAUAAUUACGCAAAAAGCAAUCCAUUUUUGCCACACUGCAGUUCUUUCCAUUUUAUAAAUUGAAACCUGAAGCUGCCAGCUCAAGUCGAGAUAAGGCAGAGGUAUGGUUAGCAGGUGGUUCAUCUACUCAGAUGGGUGGUAUUCUCCCUGUUCUGAAGAGGGUUGCACUCCUGUGGGAUUGGGGGGUAAACCUGUGACCCUCCAGAUGUUGUUUGACUUAAACUCUCAUUAUCCUUGACCACUGGUUGUGCUGGCUGGAGCAGUUCUUGUCAGUUGACAUUUGGAGAGCUACAAGUUCCCCAAUGGUACUCUGAAUGCUCAGGUACAUAGUCUGGAGGGCUUCUUGAUUCCUCCUUGCCAUUGGAGACUAGGGUGAAUAAAAACUUUUUUUAAAAAAAAUAUUUUGUUGCAUAUGCAUGUUAGCCCACCUUUGUAUUUAAGCACAGGCCUGAUAGCAUAGAGGAUAUGCAAACAGGUGAGUGAGCGCGCUGGUGGAGGAGGGAUGGAGUUCCCAUCCAGCAUAGAAAAGCCAUCCCUCCUCUGCCAGUCCCUAGGAAGCCAGUGAUUUCUGUGAGCUUAUUCACAAGGCUGUCUUAGCCCUGCAGAUAAUCACUAAGCAGGGUCAAUGUGUCCUACCAGACGUAGUGCUGAAGGAGGCUUGCUUUGUAAAUGAAAAAUCAGUUUGAUAAUUUCUUAAAUGUGAAUAUUUACCCUUUUCCUGUCAAACACGGACCUGAUAAAAAUAGCAUAUCAGUCACUGUGAGUUCAUUUUUGUUUGCUUCUUUUUUGUGAGGCUGGGCCGAGGCAAACUGAAGCACUUUUCAGUAAACAUGGACAGGAUUGAACUGUUAACCUCACAAACUGUCAUGGGAGUCAGUCAUAAGAAAGUCCCUAUAGGGGAGUACUUUUUAAAGACAUUCCCUCUAUAGGUAAAACAGGGGAGUACGGAAAAAAGAAAUGCAAUGUGACAAAUAGAUGCAAGGGCUGGUUGUAAAGCAUACAACUUAGCAUGAUUUAGUGGUCAGAUUUGCACACUUGUUUAGAAGAAGUACCAAUAGGAAGCUUGAAUUAAACCAUUGAUUUAAAUCAGUCCAGCCUGCUGAAAACUCAUGUUGUCUCUAUAGCCAUUUAGCAGCUUAGGCUGCUGCACCUGAUAUGAUCCUACCUUGAUGGGAAUAACCUGGCUUCCAUUAUCCCUGCCUUGGUAACCUCCCAUUUGGACUACUGCAAGGUGUUGCAUGUGGGACUGCCACUGAAGACUGUCUUGAAACCUCUGUAAACUCCAAAAUUACCGUAUUUUUCGCACCAUAGGACGCACCGGCCCAUAGGACGCACCUAGUUUUUUGGGGGGGAAAUAAAGGAAAAAAAAUUUUAUUUCCCCCCCAGGUGCGCUGUGCUAAGCCCGAAGCUUGGGGCGUGCAGAGCUCAGCGCGCCCCAAGCUUCUGGGUGCCGGCAAGCAGUCCGCUAGCCUUGGGAGAGCCCCGCGGCUCUCCCAGGGCUAGCGGAGCGCUGCGCUAAUCCCGAAGCUUGGGGCGUGCAGAGCUCAGCACGCCCCAAGCUUCUGGGUGCCGGCAAGGUCUCCUCUAGCCGUGGGAGAGCCGCGGGACUUCGCGCGGCUCUCCCAUGGCUAGCGGAGCACAGCACGAAAACCCAAGCUUGGGGCGUGCAGAGCGCAGCGCGCCCCAAGCUUCUGGGUGCCGGCAAGGUCUCCGCUAGCCGUGGGAGAGCCGCGGGACUUCGCGCGGCUCUCCCAAGGCUAGCGGAGCGCUGCGCUAAUCCUGAAGCUUGGGUAGUGCAGAGCUCAGCAAGCCCCACACCUCAGGGUGCCGGCAAUCAGUACGCUAGCCGUGGGAGCGACCCGCGGCCUCCCAGGGCUAGUGGAGCGCUGCGCUAAUCCCGACGCUUGGGGCGUGUGGAGCUCAGCGCGCCCCAAGCUUCUGGGUGCCGGCAAGCAGUCCGCUAGCCUUGGGAGAGCCCCGCGGCUCUCCCAGGCCUAGCGGAGCGCUGCGCUAAUCCUGAAGCUUGGGGCGUGCAGAGCUCAGCGCACCCCAAGCUUCUGGGUGCCGGCAAGGUCUCCGCUAGCCGUGGGAGAGCCGCGGGACUUCGCGCGGCUCUCCCAGGGCUAGCGGAGCGCUGCGCUAAUCCCGAAGCUUGGGGCGUGCAGAGCUCAGCGCGCCCCAAGCUUCUGGGUGCCGGUAAGCAGUCCGCUAGCCUUGGGAGAGCCCCGCGGCUCUCCCAGGGCUAGCGGAGCGCUGCGCUAAUCCCGAAGCUUGGGGCGUGCAGAGCUCAGCGCGCCCCAAGCUUCUGGGUGCCGGCAAGGUCUCCGCUAGCCGUGGGAGAGCUGGGUCUCCCAUGGCUAGCGGAUAGCUUCCUGAAGCCUGGAGAGCGAGAGGGGUCGGUGCGCACCGACCCCCCUCUCUCUCCAGGCUUCAGCGAAAGCCUGCAUUCACUCCAUAGGACGCACACACAUUUCCCCUUCAUUUUUGGAGGGGAAAAAGUGCGUCCUAUGGAGCGAAAAAUACGGUAGUAACUGGGACUGGGAAAUACGACCGUAUCAGACCACUGCUUUGCCAGCUUCCAUUUCUGAGCUCCCAGUCCAUUUCAGAGCCCAAGGCGGAGUGCUGGUUUUGACCUUUUAAGACCUUCAUGGCUUAGGACUAGGGUACCUGAAGAAUCCCAUCUCUCCACAUGUGCCUUACCAAACUUAAAAACUUCUGAAGCUUUCGCAAGGAGCACCUGCUGGGGGAGAUACUGGAGGUUAUUGGCCUUUUCAUUGGUGGCAUCCUGGCUAUGAAAUGCCCCCCUCCAUGGGCAGCUGCUUUGAUGUCAAACGCUUCUUUGUUUUCCAUGGCCUUUCAAUCUACAGUGGUACCUCGGGUUACAGAUGCUUCAGGUUACAGACGCUUCAGGUUACAGACUCCACUAACCCAGAAAUAGUACCUCGGGUUAAGAACUUUGCUUCAGGAUGAGAACAGAAAUCACGCGGCAGCAGCAGGAGGCCCCAUUAGCUAAAGUGGUGCUUCAGGUUAAGAACAGUUUCAGGUUAAGAACGGACCUCCGGAACGAAUUAAGUACUUAACCCGAGGUACCACUGUAUUCCAUUUCCGAUUAUGAUUAUUCUGGCACUGCUACAUGGUGCUGCUUUUGUACGUUUUGCUAUUCAUUUGUUUUAUUUACAAAUCUCUUACCUCCUCGUAAGUUUCCCUGAGAACGUGGCUAUAGAGUGUCAUAGAAAUAUUUUAAAUAAAAUGGAUAAUAAUCCUAGCUCCACAUCAAAAAAAAUUGGCCAGUAAACAGAUCAGAUUUCAUGGAGCGUACUAGAAAUGGAUCUUUUAUUUGUCUGGUAUAUCUACAGAAAUAUUUAUUUCAGAAGAUCUGCAUUCUGAGCACUCUGACAGUAAUUACAGUAUUAGAAUACACAAUGUAUUGUGAUUUAUGGACCUAUUCACAAUGACUAGAGAUGAAACCUGAAAGCCAGAUGUUUUAUGUAAUGUUGCCACUUAACAGUACAAAUUUUCAAAUUUUAAUAAAUAGGCGUUGUGACAUUUAUAGAGUUGUGUCAAAUUGUUUUUUUAUUUUAUUCUUCUGGAAGAAAAUAACAUAGCUGCUGCACAUGAGAAAAUUGCAGAGUGCAAAAAGCAGAUUCUUCAGGCAAAAAGAAUACGAAAAAAUCGCCAAGGUAACUAUUUAUUUUGCAGUUAGUAAUUGCUAGUUUUAUAUGAAGGGGCAUGUAACAUUAGUGAUUUGAUGCAUAUGACAAGCCUUCUCUAACUUGCCAUGAUUAUUUUCACUUGUUAUGAAAGAUCUCGUUUAGAAAUAAAUAUUGCCUAUGCUGUCAGUCACUCCUUAGACUUGAACUUAAAGCAUAAAGUGCCUGCCCUUUUGCUGCAUUUCCUUGUGACAUGAGUGGAAAUAAUGUCUUACUCGAAGUGUGGUUUCCCACAAAUCAUGAUCGCAAUCCAUGUUUCAAUCCUGUGUUUGUCAUUCUGGUUUGCUGGAAAUCUGUACUAAUAGAUGGGUUAAAACAUGUCUCCCCUAUGUGAGAGAGGGUGGUGUGGAUCCCGUGAUUGUAAGCUAGAGGAAUGGGUGAAAGGAGUAGAGACAUCAUACCCAUCCCUCUGGUGAAUGAGUGUUAUGAACUAGAAAGAUUUCUUUUCAGAAGGGAGACUGAUAAAGAAGUGGGCAAGCCAGUAUCACAUCUGAAGGCAGCCCUGUUCAGGGACGUUUUCAAUGUCUGACAGGUUAUUAUUUUUUUCUAUUUUGCUGGAAGCCGCCCAGAGUGGCUGGGGAAACCCAGCCAGAUGGACAUGGUCUAAACAAUAAAAUUAUCAUCAUCAUCAUCAUCAUCACAUGGGCAAACACUGAGAUGUUUGGUACCGAGUUAAGGUUGAGGCUGUGCAUAUGCCAAGCAACAGAGCAUUCAUUCACCUGUCAUCCCAGUUAUAUUGUUUUAAUUAUAUUUCUUAUACUUUUAAUUGUUUCUAGUCUGAAAGUUUGAGAAUGGGCCAAGUUAUAAACAAAAAUAUAAAAAUUAGUGAAAUUACACUCUUACUUUGUGAAACUGGAAUAAAGUCAGAUAUGAUGCUUAUAAUCUUUUAUUCUUUCAGAAUAUGAUGCUUUGGCUAAAGUAAUACAGCAUCAUCCAGAUAGGCAUGAAACACUCAAGUAAGUAUGGGUCUAACACCUGAAAUGAAACUGUGAUAAUAAUUUAUCAGAGCAUCUGAGAGCUAGCAGUCACUGUAAUUAAAAUAAUAUGGUGGUAUUAUCUGAAAGUGCACCACAGAAACUCGCACAAAAUGUUCACCUGUACAGAAUAUGCCUAGAUUUAGUAAGUAAUUCUAAUUACAGUCACUGUGAUCAUGCAGAGUGGCAUAGUCCAGUUAACGUUGCAUUUGGGUGUUCAUUCAAGGCAGCAGAAUUAGACUGUGCUUUUUCUGUAAAGGUGAUGCUUCUGGGAUUCCUCCAUCCCUUUUGGACAUCUUCCCUGGCACAAUUCUGUGUGCUGGUUUGAAUCAUUCUAAGUGACUUGGAAUCUAGGUAGCUUCUCCCACACAAAUGUGCCCUUGUAGCAUUUCUAGGCUGCCAACACCACAGGCAGAGAUGGAGCUGAUGCUAGGAGAUAGGUCCAUCUCAGUUGUGGUACCCUUCAGAAUGUGGUUCCCAAAGUCGUGCCUGGUGAGGGUUUGCUUUCUUCUCAGUGUCUUUUUACUUCCCGGGCGUCUUAAAAAUGACUCCUCUAUCUUGCAUCGUUUUGCACUGUUUUAAGUGCACGUGCUUUCGUAUACUUGUUACUAUUUGUGUAAGCUGCUCUGGGAACCACUGGGUAGUUGGAAGAGCAUAAUAUAAAUGAUUAAAAACUUCAGGUUGAAAGUUGAGUUAUAAAUGGAAUUAUUAAUAAAUAGUGCAAAACAAAGAUAAGGUGUCUUCAAUGGCAGUAUGCUAAAUCUCUUUUCAGGCAGUUAGAAGCUCUGGGAAAAGAACUUCAGCAUCUCUCUCGUAUCAAAGAAAAUGUAGAAGACAAAGUAAGUUUUGCUGAUUUUUUCUUCUUCUUUUACAAUGAAAUACUGCUUGGGUAAUUCCGUACUGACCGGUGUAACAUUUAUAAGCUUUUUUAAACAAAAUAUUUUGUGUUUUCGCUAAUAUUUUAGCCCUGCCCACCUGUCAAAUUUGGCCUGCAAGGCAGAUCCUGAUAAGAAUCUGACCUUUGGGGCCAAAAAGUUUCCCUAUGCCUGUUCUAGAUAAGCCAGCCUAUUCAGCCUAGCUAGGGGGAGCCAAUCAGGACUGGUCUACCUCCUCCAUGGAUGUGAAGGGAAGCUGGUAGAAGCUUUUACAUGCUUCAAGAAAUAGAGGGGGGGGCCUAGUAGAGAAAUACAAAUUCUGUACUUUUCUAAACCAUAACAUAGGCUACAAGAAAUGUUGCAUUUAAAAUACAUUGCAGGUAAUAUCAUACUUUUUUCAUGCUAAGAACCUUGAGGAAGAAAAUAAUGUUAAAACAUAGAUUUUCAUUUGCCGUGGAGGGGGGAAGUAUGUGUUUAUGUGGGGGAGGGGAGGGGGGAAGUAUGUGUUUAUGUGACAACACUCAGCAAGUGUUGUUGUCCUAAUUUCAUUGGAUUUUGUUCCUAACAUAAAAUUUCCUGUCAAUGUACCAAACAAGCAAGCAAAAACUAUCAGUACAAUAAAGGGUCAUUAACCUAUUGUCUAUUUUCUUGGAAAGGUCUUUAACUGAACUUUAGAGGGGGGGGGAUAGAGUAAAUCUGAGUCAUAGGGCAUGCCAUGCUUCUGGUUGCUUUACUCAUGUGUAAAAUGCCAUUUUGAACAUUCAACUUUGGCAAAUUAUCUUUGAAAUUAUAUAGAACAUGUUAACUAUAUGAAAAUUGGGUCUGUAGGUUGACAUUUUUGUGGCUUCACCCACAUGUUUACUUAGAUGAUGAUUCAUUGAUGCAGAACAGAGAGAAUCCAAAAGAAAUAUUUCAUAUGCUUCAGAUUUUGUUUUUGUUUUCUUUUAGCUGGAGUUGAGACGAAAGCAGUUCCAUGUACUUCUGAGCACCAUCCAUGAACUUCAGCAAACACUGGAAAGUAAGUUAGUUUAGUAUAUAAAGGCAUGACUUACUUUCCUUAGUGCGUGGGUUCAAGUUUAUUUGUUGCUCCUUCCCUCAUACACUCAGCUUGCCAAAUUCCUGUCCUUCCCUAAAUUUCAUCAUAAGCUUCAAUAUGUCCACUUACCUUUUCAGAUUCAACUCAGUAGCAUUCAAAAUAAUAGGGCAUGACUUCUAUGUUCAUUUUAAAGUGAAUGUUUUUAAACAACAAGCACAAUAUUUAUUUCAGAUGAUGAGAAGCUUUCAGAAGCAGAAGAUGCCUCAGAUACACCAAUGGUAUCUGCAGAUAAACAAUAGGCAGACCCUGGAUAUAGCUCCAAAGCCUGGAAGCCAAUGGAUACUUUUUUUUUCUUUUGGUCUCCUGAGAAACUAGAUUGUAUUUCCAUUGGAAUGCAUUUGACUUAAUGUUUGAAAUGUCUUUUUAAUACAAUAAAUAGUUGAUAUUACAUACUUAGUCUUAGAUUCACAUUGCUUUUGUAUUAUGGAAUUAAAAUACUACUUUAGUCUUUGAGCUCUUUUCUGUCUUUUUCUUAUUCAGUUUUUAAAAAUCUCCAUAUUAAUGUUAACACAUCAGUACAGCUAUUUACAAACAACAAAAAGAAGAGGAAGCAAAAUGCAAAAAAUAUAAUACAGGAGCAUGACCUUAUAGUGGUCACUUAUUUGAUGUCACCUUAGCUCGCAUUGCUAUAAAUUUAGAUAUAACGUAGAAAAAAAUGAUAUAAGGUUGAACAGUAUUGCGAUAUUUCCAAAAACCCGUGAACAGGAAUAAUAUCUCUAUAACGUCAUUUUGAGAGUUACAUUUCAAGUAAUAGGUCAGGUUUUUUGAGGAACAGUAUAUCCCAUAUUAUUUUAAUCCAUUCUGCAAUGUUAGGUGAUUGUAUUUGAUUUCCAGUGUUGAGUAAUGUAUGUUCUAGUCACCACAAAAGCCAACAGGUCACACUUCAAGCAUAACUCGUAAAUAUAUCUUGCAUGUGUUGCCGUUUGAGGUGUUAGCAAUAAACAAAGGAACACUCUUGCCUUCUGAGCUCAGGUUACUGAAGCUAUAAAAUAGAGAACCUUUGGACCACAACAGCGAGGCCAAGAGCCUUGUUGUCUGGGCAGCCCAGGACCUCCAUACACUCUGCCCAGGCUUGCACCCCAGGGAGGUCACUUCAGUUUGACUUUCCCCCCAGAGGCGCACUCCAUUGGCUCUUGAGAAAUAUGGAGGCCAACAAAAGGAAGAAAUAGCAAAAACAUGAAUUGCUGCUGGCUUUGACAGUAGCAUCAAAUCUUAAUCUACUUUGACCUUUCUGAGAUGGUUAAUCAGCUGUUAGAAGCGUCCCGGCAAAUGGUUCACUUUAAACUUGAGUAAUAUUUUCAAAAGAAAGAAAAAGAAGGAUAUUAGCAACAGCAUUUACACGGAAAGCACGUGUUUUUCCGUUUAUGCUUCUUUGUGGUUCUUAAGGAAACCCUUUGGAACUGCUUAGAGGACUGCAGUAUCCUGUCUCCCAAAGACUCGCACUGCUGCAGCUCUGCACUUCUCAGAGCCAAUAGCUGGAUGGAUUUUUCACUGAUGUUAUCCAAGAGAUUAUCCACCUGUUGAGAAACGUGGAUGAAAAAUGGUGAAGUAUAGCAAGAUAAAACAAAUUUGUUUGAACUGAAAGAAAGAUGAAGGGUUUCAGUCACUUGUAAAGAUAGAAAAUAUUGACUAUCCUACACAAUGUUAUCAGCAAUACAAAAUUUGCCCAUAGAACUGCAAUGCGAGCAACACAACAGGCUGUGAACUUAAUGUACAUGCAUUUUCCUGCAUGUGCAGUGUCAGGACUGGUCGUUCUCCUCUUCAGAUCACCACACAAACACUUCUCAUUCUUUUAUAACUUUUUAUUGCGUAUUAACAAACAAUAUUAUAAACGGUUCUUUUCUUUAACUAUUACUCCUCAGAGUCACUUAUUUCAGAUACUUUCUGAGUUCUGCUUCUCCGUGACCAGCAACUCUCAAAAUGGCGAACACGCCAUUCCUUUCGCUUUCCCACUUUUUUCUGACCUCCUUGCUAGAGCUGCCUUGUAUCUCCCCUCCUCCUAAUCUGAGCUAUAACUUAACCCUUGCCUUUCCUGUGAACAUCCGGUCCCUCCCUGUUGUUCCUGUUGCUCUCUGCUAUUAGCUUCACUGCUCUCUUCACCCCCUUGGGGAAAACUUUCUCCCUCUGGAAAACUGGAAACUUCUAACUCUAUUUCCUGACAUGCAGUAGAUAGACAGAAGUACAUCCCUCCAUCAGGUCAGGAGCUUCAACCUGAGAAAAGAGCUGAGCGCUGAACUCUUCUAAAAUAAGAAUUUCUCACAUGGGGAGUCCAAAGAAGAAAAGUCACAAUAAGAGAGACUCAUAAGCCCCAUAAUCUGGAGCAAACUUGACUGGUUCCAGGUUGAAUCGACAGUGAAGUUUGGUCAACAAUUCUUAAGCGCAGCUCAUGAGCACUUUAAAAUGAGUUGGGCUCACUUUCAAUUAAUGAGCGGUACGCAAACCCACUGAAAGAAAUGGGUUUGCUCUAGUGUGACUAAUAUAGUAUAUCAUUCAUGCUGUUCAUAGUUUGCUGGUAGGGAGAAGGAAGAAUUGGGAGUCGGAAAGAUAAAGGUCUAUGGUGGAAUUUAGAUACAUAAAAAACACUCUGAAAAUGCUUUUUUUGACGUUUUGAAAAAUAUAUUGAAUUUGCCAUAGCUCACCAUCACCAUCUAAUGUCACAUUUGUAUAAUUCACUUUACAACACACUUACAAACAUUUUAUUUGCAGCUGUAUAGCCAAGUCCUAUGUUGCACCGUAUAAUUAAACAAUGCUUUGAUUCAAGAUACCUGCAUUUGAAGCUUCCCUAGUGUUAUGUCUGAAUGGUACCAUACUGGUGGCAUACUUUUCUUCUUCUUUUUGAACACUGAGAAAUUUUUCUUUUUUGCCAAAUAGGAAACCUGUUUUUUGGGGGGGUGGGAAACAAAACAUUCAGACAAGAACAUAAUUCUGUGAUCCACAUGAAUAGGUGCUUUCCAUUCUCUUCCAUGAGAAAGGAACAUGCCAUACCUAUGUAGACAAUUUGUAUUGUGAACACGGAAGAUUUCCAGCCUCAUAAUAAAUGGGGAAAGUUCAUACAGGGAACUCCCAAGUCUGUUUGUCUCUAUCUUAAAUUUGCACCCCUUGUUUCCACCACAUGGUGCCCAAGUUGGCUAAUACUAGUACAGUAUCAUAAAAUGCAAUG